GGCAGCGCGAGAGGCAGCCACGAGGACGGACGGAGCGAGCGAGGAGGCGAAACAGCACUGCAAGUCCUCUUCUACCCUGCGCCACUUGGAUUUCUUUUCUUUUCUUUUCUUUUCUUUUAUACCACACCGCACCGCACCGCCGCUGCUAGCUGCUCCCCAGAUCGUCGACCAGGUUUACAGGGGAAACCAGCUGCGGCUGCUGCAAGAAAACACAGGUACACAGACAGCAGCAUGGCCGGAGUCCAGGUGACGCCGGCGGCCGUCGGCGUGGCGGGGCUGAGAGGGUCAGGGGUUGGCAGCACCACCGGCUUGUUCGCCGGCGACUGGAGGAGGAAGGCUCGACGCCCGGCGUGCUCGGUCUGGGCGCUCAGGCGGCAGCAGAGACGGAGCAGCAGCAGGAGCAAGGGGGGCGGCCUCGCCAUCGUCUGCAACCUCGCGGGACAGUACGAGGAUUCCUUUGACGACGUCCAGCGGCAACUGAUGAACUACUUCACCUACAAAGCCGUGAGGACCGUGCUGACCCAGCUAUACGAGUUGAACCCACCAAGCUACCGUUGGUUCUACAACUUCGUUGCUGUCAACAAACCUACUGACGGCAAACACUUCCUCCGUGCUCUCAGCAAGGAGAGGCAGGAGCUUGCAGAGCGAGUGAUGAUUACUAGGCUUCACCUAUAUGGAAAAUGGAUCAAGAAAUAUGACCACGCAAACACGUACGAGAAGAUUUCUGAUGAGAACCUGACGCUGAUGCGAGAGCGGCUCAUGGAGACGGUCAUCUGGCCAACUGAUGACACCAACACAGAGAAGAUCGGCUGAUCAAGCUUAGCUCCUUAUAUUAGGUAGAAUACUCUGGGUUUCUCUAUCAGUCAGUCAGUCAGUCAGUCAGUCAGUUGUAUAUAAUCAGAGUUUUAGUAGAGAGUAUAUAUUUCUCUGGGCAGUGUUCAGGCAAUUAAUAUGUGAGGUGUUAACAAUGCUGUUUUGCCCUCCCAAGUCUCUACAGUUGCUCUAGAGGAAGCAAAAAAGACUUUACCUUGUAAUUUGUAUGAAUAAUGAAAGCUUUGGUUCACUUCAGAGUUCA
This is a messenger RNA of Sorghum bicolor (sorghum), 1075 nucleotides long. RefSeq names its product chaperonin-like RbcX protein 2, chloroplastic. The record is from RefSeq and is a predicted model, not a curated record. Gene Ontology annotation, molecular function: protein folding chaperone. Bases 232 to 813 code for a protein of 193 amino acids. The transcript is spliced from 5 exons. Lineage: Eukaryota; Viridiplantae; Streptophyta; Magnoliopsida; Poales; Poaceae. Gene Ontology annotation, biological process: ribulose bisphosphate carboxylase complex assembly.